Oldenlandia corymbosa var. corymbosa is the source of this 3161-nucleotide messenger RNA. Lineage: Eukaryota; Viridiplantae; Streptophyta; Magnoliopsida; Gentianales; Rubiaceae. The record is from the annotation of a GenBank genome assembly.
AAAGCCGUUCAUGUUAAGUAGAGAGAGUGAAGUAUCUUCUUCUAUCUUUUCUAUGAACUUUCUGUACCUAAAAAACAAAAACUAAUACUACUACAAACUCCUUAAAUUAAUACUACUAUUCCAGUAUACAUACAGUGUGAUGAACUAAAAGCAAAGCAAUCUCCUACAAUUAUCCUUAUCCCUGUAGUUAAGAGUAUAAAAUUCUUCUUUUAUCAAUUUACUACUCUCAUUUGAUUGAUUCACAGCAUGUAUAAUAAAUACACUUAUUGUUGCUGUGCUUAUUUUUCAUAAAUUACUCGUAACUCGCCGGUUAAGCUUUACGUGUCUUUUGGGAGGCGGUUUUUAGCAUUUUCAGUGCCCGCCGGCAAUGGCUGGCGCUUUUCUGAUUCUAGCCUUGGCGUGCGCGUUCGUUUUCUUGGCAGUUAAUAGUGGUGUCGACGGCGGCGGCGGCGGCGGCGGCGGAUUUCCCCGCGGCGUGCUUACUUUAGAGAGAGCUUUUCCGUUGAACCAGAGAGUGAAGUUGGAGGAGCUUAAGGCUAGAGACCGAGCACGGCACGCUCGCAUCUUGCAGAGCUUCUCCGGCGGCAUAGUCGAUUUCCCGGUGGCCGGAACAUCCGAUCCCUACCUCGUCGGCCUGUACUUCACCAGAGUAAAACUUGGAUCUCCACCAAAGGAAUUUAAUGUGCAAAUUGAUACUGGCAGUGAUAUCUUGUGGGUGUCGUGCGAUUCCUGCAAUGAUUGUCCUCAAUCAAGCGGACUUGGGGUUGAACUCAAUUUCUUCAGCACUGCUGGCUCAUCAACAUCUUCCUUGAUUUCUUGUUCUGACUCAGUGUGUGCCUCCAUAAUUCAAACUGCAUCUGCUCAAUGUUCAGCUCAAAGCAAUCAAUGUGGUUAUUCAUUCCAAUAUGGAGAUGGAAGUGGCACUUCUGGGAUCUAUGUCUCUGAUUUGCUCUAUUUCGACACAAUUUUGGGCUCUUCAUUGAUUGAGAACUCAUCUGCUCCUAUUGUAUUUGGGUGCAGUACUACUCUGUCUGGAGACUUGACUAAAUCUGAUAGAGCAAUAGAUGGAAUAUUUGGUUUUGGUCAGCAAGAACUUUCGGUUAUAUCACAAUUAUCAUCUCGGGGAAUUACUCCUAAAGUGUUCUCCCAUUGUUUGAAAGGUGAAGAAAAUGGUGGCGGGAUACUUGUUCUUGGUGAGAUUUUGGAUCCGAGCAUCGUUUAUACUCCCCUUGUUCCGUCACAGCCUCACUAUAAUUUAUAUCUACAGAGUAUUGCUGUUAAUGGGCAGUUAUUGCCUAUUGAUUCAGCAGUAUUUGCUACAUCAGAAAACCGAGGAACGAUUAUUGAUUCUGGAACCACUUUAGCAUACCUUGUGGGAGAAGCUUAUGAUCCUUUUGUCAGUGCUAUAACAGCUGCUGUAUCGCAAUCUGCCAGACCAAUCAUUUCAAGAGGAAGCCAGUGCUAUUUAGUAUUUUCUGGGUACUGCAAUCCAUAACUAAAUCAUUGACAUAUUCCCAUUUUCGUAAAGUUUUAUCAAGCAUGAUUUUUGGGCUAAAGGAAUCCCUAUCUUCUGAACAGAAUAAAUGAAAUUUUCCCUCCUGUUUCUUUAAACUUUGCCGGGGAUGCAUCCAUGAUAUUAAGACCAGUCGACUAUCUUGUACAUAUGGGGUUUCUGGUGAGUAUGGUGAUUUCUGCGCAUUAACCUUUACACUGACCAAAACUUUCUUAUAAUGGAUAUUGCUAUGUACUGUAAUAGUUUUGUGUUACCAAAUGUGUGAUUAACCUAUUAAUAGUUGUUUUGGCUACAUUUGCAUUUGCUGAAAUGAAUGUGCCAAUUCCUUCUUGCAGGAAGGUGCUACUAUGUGGUGCAUUGGCUUCUCUAGGGUAGAUCAAGGGGUGUCAAUUUUAGGAGGUACGUUUAUGCAAGCAAGUUUCUCUGAGGUGCAAGCCGUAUCUAAAAGUUAUUUUUCUUCGUUCAGAAACUCUAUCUAGUACUAGAUCAGGUGUUUGCCUAAGCAGAUAGUUCAGACAUCUAAAAAUGUAAUGCAGCAACCUUUCUGGCAAAUAUAACAAACUCUGAGGCGCAAGCCAUCUCUAUAAAGUUAAUUCAUCAUUCAGCAACUCUAUACUAGAUCAGGUGUUUGCUUAGGCAGAUGCAUCAACUUUUCGGGCAAAUUUUAACAAAUCUCUAAUGUUUGCUAAUGGUGCUUCAGUGCUGUUUUUGCUGAUCCAAAACAGCCAAAAUUCCCGUAGUUUUUGUCUUGAGGAUCUAAUGUUCUGGACCCGGUCUUGCUUCUUUGGUGAUUAUCCUAAAGAUGGCAUCUUGUGUUUUGCAGAUCUUGUUCUAAAGGAUAAGAUAUUUGUCUAUGAUUUAGCUCGCAAAAGGAUUGGAUGGGCAGAAUAUGACUGUAAGUUGGGUCAAUUGAUUCAAUAUUAAUUCAUUAAGGCUUGAACUUUGUUCUGUAUGUCUCAUCCGGAUCGGCUAUCAUGUUGUAUGUAUUUCUUUCAGGUUCAUUGUCUGUUAAUGUCUCCAUCACUUCUGGCAAGGAUGAAUUUGUAAAUGCUGGACAACUGAGUGUUAGCAGUUCAUCAAGAAGGGUACCCUUUAAUAUACUAACAGGCACCAAUGCAUUUUACCUGAAAAUGUUAGUAUUGGUUGGUUUCCUGUUUUUGUAGCACAUAUUAUAGUUUUAGUUUUCCCUGUUAUCUGGAAAUAGGCUUAGCCAGUUUAUAAUAUAGCAAUUGGCAGCAUUCUGGUAGUGUUAUGAUCUUUUAGAGUAGCAGCCAUUCUUCAUCCUUCUUUCUUGGCAGAUAUAGGUCUCCUCUCUAGUCUUGCAAAUUUCAACAGAAAUUUCAUCCUCUAUUUCCUAGUGUGUCCAUCUAGAGGAUUAAAUCAUUAUAACAUGUAAAUUAUCAUCCCCACCAGCUCAGGUUGAUUGAUGGUCAUAGGGAAUCAUUUUUUUCUUCUCUCCUCUAAGAGAUAGUGAAACUGAGAAUGUAUAUAACUUGAAAAUUUUGGAGUUUUAGUUGGGGAUUUUUGGGGUACCAAAUACCCCAUUUCUCUUAGAAAAAUAGUCCUCUUUUUAUUGUGCUAUUUUAUUAAUACAAGAAAAAUAUAAAAAUAAAACUAUUUUUAUGGAAUGGAACCAUGCAUCAUUCGG